Molecule: messenger RNA, 276 nt
Organism: Pyrenophora tritici-repentis Pt-1C-BFP
Lineage: Eukaryota; Fungi; Ascomycota; Dothideomycetes; Pleosporales; Pleosporaceae
Product: CDC14, protein-tyrosine phosphatase
Biological process (GO): protein dephosphorylation
Cellular component (GO): nucleus
Molecular function (GO): protein tyrosine/serine/threonine phosphatase activity
Source: RefSeq, a predicted model, not a curated record
AUGGCUCUCAUCGACAGAGUCCCAGGCGACCUGAACCUGUACAUUGGCGGCAUCUUCACUUUGCGACGGCGCGAGGCCCUCGAGCAAGCCAAGAUCACGCACGUCUUGUCGGUAUUACGCACCCCGUCAGAUCAGAGUCUAUUCAGCCCCUUCAAGCACAUGGUCGUCGAGGUCGACGACGUCGAUGACGAGAAUCUAUUGGAGCAUUUCCCUGCCACGAACGCCUUUAUACGCGAGGGGCUCAAGGGAGGUGGCGGAGUCUUGGUGCAUUGGUAA